UGAUUGGUUGCUAUAGGCAACUUUUCCUCUGGACGGGUUUUGAUAAAUCUUCCCCAUUGUUUUGUAGUCCUGAUGAUCAGGCUGAAAGAAGAAUGUCCUUCUUGUCCCAGUUCCAAGGAUACAGGAAGAAGUCCCAUGACCCCAGGGAAUAUGACCCCCUUACACAGGCCGAUAGCGAUGAGAGCGAGGACGACCUUGUCAUCAACAUCCAGCAGAAUGGAGUUCAGAAUGGGAAGGGAACUCGAGGGGCGCCCCAGGAUCACGACUCUGAUGUCGAAGGAAUGUCGAAGAGGGUCCAGCAGCGGCCGGUCGAUAUGAAACUGGAUGGGUUGUCCGCCCCCGGAGCUCUGGACCCAGAACUAAAGCCGCCAUCUUCUCUGCUGUCCUACGUUCGAACCACAGUUUUCCUUCUGACCGUCAUUGUCUCCAUGGUGAUGGUGCUCAUCUGUGCUUUCCUCGUCCCCUGCCCUAUGAACGACCAGCACAACUUUUGGUCGCUCCGCAUCGGCUAUGACACAGAAUUUUCCUCCCCUCUGGAGCUGUUUGAUGUGAAUAAGGAUGGAACACAGGAUAUACUGCUGACGUUCUUGUCUUCCAAAACCGGUGAACCACAGGAUGCUGGGAAGCAGCUCCCCUUUCUUUCUGUUCUGUCUGGGAAUAGUGGGAAUGUCUUGUGGAGCAGAAACACGCAGGAGAAUCUCCGGAGUAUUCAAUGUGGACAACUCCUCUUAAAGCCUGAACCCAAUGACACGUGUCUUCUAACUGGGACCUACAAGUUACUAAGCUUGAUCGCUGCAUCUACAGGGGAAUCUUUAUGGACCAUGAGUCUAAACCACGUGUCCAGUGGAACAAUAGCGGCUCCGGCUGUAAUUCUGCCGGAUCUGGAUGAUGAUUUAACAAAUGAUUUGCUUGUUCUCACCAUUGGGGAAAGUCAGCCAGACCUUGGAUUCCUCCUGGUGUCCGGACGCACUGGGAACCCUCUGGGUGAAAUUGUAAAAUACAGCAUCCUGGGUGAAGGAAAACUUCUAGGACCUCAGGCGUACUACACGAGCCAGGGGGCCAUUUAUAUUCUCUUUGGCUUUGGGAACAUCCAGGCGGUGGCACUAAGGGAUAUAUAUGCACAGGCUAAAACGGGAGGUAAUUUCCCAAGUGCCCUCCAGAGGAUCGAUCCAGACUGGGAGAAGAGAAGAUCGGUCAAUCACUCCAAACUGAUCAAUGUUUACAGUGCCGGGGUGGAGUUUCUUCAGACUGUUCCGGUCUUUCUCAGUAACUUCAGUGAUCUUCUUGUCACAACAAAAGAGGCCGUAACCCUCAUGCGGGGCCAAGAUCUAGAGCAGAGAUGGCGCGUCAGCCUGAACAAUAUCUACAGCCGUCCACAGCCCGGUUACUUCAACAGUGAUGGAAUCCUGGAUUUCUUCAUACAGAUCCAGAGCAGUACCGCUGAGAAGAAGCUGAUUGUUAUCGAUGGAUCCACCGCUGAAUCUCUAUGGGAGUGGGAGAUUUCAUGGCACGAACAUGAAAAAGAAACCGAGGCCAUCUCCCUUCUAACUGCUGAUGGGAAAUCUGUCUUCCUCUUCUGGGGUGAAGGAUUGGUCAGAGCUAACAGCUCGCACAUGUCAUAUAGAAAAUCAGACAGUCCAUGGACCCGACACCUUUAUUUGCUGUGUCCCACCUAUUCAGCAGUGGUUCUAGAUCUCUUUAAUGUUUCUUCAACGAUUGUUGCUUCUGCUGCGGGGAUCAGAGAGUUGGAGAAGGACGCCCUCCUGGCUAUCAUGACUGCAGAACAGGAGCAAAGCACAUCAGGCAAUAUGUCCCGAAACCUGACUGUAAGCAAAGUGGGCAUGAGGUGGGCUUUAUCCAACAGUCGGGCCUUGUCUCUGGGAAGUGGAAAUAUAAGACGCAAAGUAGAAGACAUCAGAAGAAUUCUUACUAGGUUGAAGUUUACUGCACUCCCACAACGGGUAUUGUAGACGAGACCCUUCCAGACGUGUGAUGACACAUCUUACCGAAGACAGUGUCUAGGAACAUAGAAGCACAACUAAAGAGAAAGACCUGGAGAGUGGGAGUGAUGACUGUGUAUCGGUAUAUAUGUGCUGUGUGCGGUAUUACUAGUACUGACUGGUCCUUCACCUUUCCCCCCUACACAGAUACAACAUAUACACAGUACUCCAUCACUGCAAUAGUGACCAGGUUACAUUUUGCGUUCUGUUACAUUUCAGGAUUGUUUAUUUAUUUCAAAUUUUGGGGCAUUAUGCCAAUCCUUAGAUUACACACUUUAGGUACUAAAGUGCUGGCUGUAAAAACCUGAUCUGGUAUAUAUCCUUUUUGCUGUAAAUAGAUAUGUCUAAAUAACACUGUGGUGCACCUAAAGAGAUUGCCCAGGGAUCAGAAUAUCUUCUACAAAUGCUGGGGGGGGGGGUUAAAAAAAAAAAAAAAGCUGUACUCAUCUUCCCGGAUCCCUCACAGCUGCCGAGCCGAUGCUCCCUGCUCAUCACCACUUCCUCCUGGUGACGUGUUGUCCCUGCAAGAUCUUACUGCUUAGCCAAUCACCGACUAAAGUGGGACACUGCGGUGACCAGUGAUUGUCGGAGCAGGGCAGCUCUUGCGGGGAUGACGCACCGUCGGGAACCAGCAAAAAGUUAAAAAGUUCCAGGGACUGGAAGCAUUAGUGCAGCAGUUGUGGGGGACUCAGAGAAGAUGAGUAUAGCAUGUUUUUGUUUUUUUACACCCCCAGGAAUAUGUAAAAAAAAGUAAUUUUCUAGAGAAAAACUAAUCAUUAGAAAAAUAAUACCAUAAAACACCUAGCAUUUCAUAGCCACAAUACAUUUUUUGUACAAAUUCUGGGGGUGGUGUAAAAAAAAAAAAAAAAAAAAAAUGCUGUACUCCUCUUCCCGCAUCCCUCACAGCUGCCAAGCCGAUGCUCCCUGUUCCUUGCUCAUCACCACUUCCCCCUGGUGACGUGUUGUAUCUUCAAGAUCUUACUGCUUAGCCAAUCACCGACUAAAGUGGGACACUGCGGUGACCAGUGAUUGUCGGAGCAGGGCAGCUCUUGCAGGGAUGACCCACCAUCGGGAACCAGCAAAAAGUUAAGAAGUACCAGGGACUGGAAGCAUUAGUGCAGCAGCUGUGGGGGACUCAGGGAUGAUGAGUAUAGCAUUUUUUCUUUUUUUUACACCCCCAGGAAUAUGUAAAAAAAAAUUCUAGAUAAAAAAAUUAUCACUAGAAAAAAAAAAGAAAAAUACCAUAAAACAUCAAGCAUUUCAUAGCCACAAUAAUUUUUUGGUACAAAUGCUGGGGGGGUGGUGUAAGAAAAAAUAAAUGAAAAUAAAGCUGUACUCAUCUUCCUGGAUCCCUCACAGCUGCCAAGCCAAUGCUCCCUGCUCAUCACCACUUCCUCCUGGUGACGAGUUGUCUCUUCAUGAUCUUACUGCUUAGCCAAUCACCGACUAAAGUGGGACACUGCGGUGACCAGUGAUUGUCUGAGCAGGGCAGCUCUUGCGGGGAUGACGCACCAUCGGGAACCAGGAAAAAGUUUAAAAGUACCAGGGACUGGAAGCAUUAGUGCAGCAGCUGUGGGGGACUUUUUUUUUUUUACUAUAUAUAUGAUAAUCCCCUGUCACUUUUCAAGGCUCUUUUAUGGCUGGUAGGUGGCAGUAGAGAGAUUUCCUCUUGAGGAGAGCUAAUUUGCAUAGGGCUCAUUCACACGGCCGUCUGCCCCCGUAAAUUCAUGCCUAUUAUGCAAUCUGUUCGAUACUUUUGCAAACGGGUUGCAAACCGCUGUAAAAGGAUCCCAUUGAUGUCAGUGGGAUUUUUUUACAGUCUUUUUUCUCCCGUUUGCUUCCUAUUCCAUUUUCUUUUCCCAGAGAAAAACGGAACAAAAACGGAUAUAAAAAAUGUAACAUUAAAGUCUAUGGGACACGAAUAAGCCUUUAAUGCCAUCCAUUUGCAUCAGUUUUUUUCAAUCCGUUUUUACUUCUGAGCAUGCUCAGAACUAAAAAAAAAAAUUUUUGUUUUUUUAACCGAACAAUAACGGAUCUAAACAGAUGCAGACGGAUACCAUCCGUUUACUUCAGUUUAUUUGUCUGUUAAAAGAAAGGUCGGAAAGAAAAGCGGGACGGGAGACAACGGCCAUGUGAACCUAACCUUAUUGUAAGGCUGGGUUCACACCACAGUUUUGCUAUACAGUUCUCGUAUACGUUUUCAAUUUGAAAACCGCACGGAACCGUAUUGAAAACCAUAUGCAUUGACUCAGUGUGUCCGUUUUGCAUCCUGUACGGUUUUGUCAGUUUUUCCUGUACCCAAAACGGUAGCCUACCACGGUUUUUAAUCCGGGUGAAAAACCGUAUUGAAACGUAUUCGUUUUUUUUUUUGUUUUUUUUUUUUAACAAGGGAGUCCAUGGGAAUCGUACAGACCUGUAUGUGUGUGUACUGUUCCAUCCAUUUUUUACCAUAUGGUUUUUGACUUUGCACAGUUUUAUUCUUGGAAUUUCAAUCAAACAAGUGAAACUUUAUUCAUAAUGGAAUGAAAAGUUAAAAACGUAUAAGGUUUUUUCUUAAAAAAACAGAUGCAACCGGGCAUCAUUUUUCAAGCCGUAUACGGUUUAAAAUUUGUACACAUGUUUUGAUACAGUUUAGUCAGGUUUUGAGGAAUCCAUAUUUUUUUAUUUUUUUUAUCAAAAACCUGAUACAGGAACUGUAUUGCAAAAACGUGGUGUGAACCCACCCUAAUACACCCAGAUGCUAGCGAUUACUAGAGGUUCUGGGAUUUUCGCCAUUGUUCUCUAUGGAGAAUGGGGGGAGGGCUUCAUGCUAGUGUGAUAGCGCUUCUAAUGUGUGAUGCUGAAUGACGUGUAGAAGACACUUUGCUGCUAUUGUAUUUGAUUAAAUAUGUAGAUUAAUUCUCAUUAUAACCGAAAAGGACCUGAGGAUGCUCCCAAUAUUAUUACUGUACCGAAAUACAAGUGUAAACCACAGGAGAUCUGCCGGGUCCUCUUUAUAUCUACUGCUGUGUGCAUGCAGAUAGCCCCUUGUAAAACUCUGCACAAUAUGCUGGGGCUAUUAAAGGGGUAUUCCAGGAAAAAACUUUUUUUGUUAUAUCAACUGGAUCCAGAAAGUUAAACAGAUUUGUAAAUUAAAAAAUCUUAAUCCUUUCAAUAAUUAUCAGCUGCUGAAGUUGAGGUGUUGUUUUCUGUCUGGCAACAGUGCUCUCUGCUGACAUCUCUGCUUGUCUCGGGAACUGCACAGAGUAGAAGAGGUUUGCUAUGGGGAUUUGCUUCUAAACUGGGCGGUUCCCGAGACACGUGUCAUCAGAGAGCACUUAGACAGAAAAGAACAACUCAACUUCAGCAGCUCAUAAGUACUGAAAGGAUUAAAACAUUUUAACCCCUUAAGGACGCAGGACGUAAAUGUACGUCCUGGUGCGGUGGUACUUAACGCACCAGGACGUACAUUUACGUCCUGUGCAUAACCGCGGGCAUCGGAGCGAUGCCCGUGUCAUGCGCGGCUGAUCCCGGCUGCUGAUCGCAGCCAGGGACCCGCCGGCAAUGGCCGACGCCCGCGAUCUCGCGGGCGUCCGCCAUUAACCCCUCAGGUGCCGGGAUCAAUACAGAUCCCGGCAUCUGCGGCACUGCGCGAUUUCAAUGAAUGAUCGGAUCGCCCCCAGGCACUGCUGCGGGGAUCCGACCAUUCAGAACGCCGCACGGAGGUCCCCUCUCCUUCCUCCGUACGGCUCCCGGCGUCUCCUGCUCUGGUCUGUGAUCGAGCAGACCAGAGCAGGAGAUGACCGAUAAUACUGAUCUGUUCUAUGUCCUAUACAUAGAACAGAUCAGUAUUAGCAAUCAUGGUAUUGCUAUGAAUAGUCCCCUAUGGGGACUAUUCAAGUGUAAAAAAAAAAAUGUAAAAGUAAAAAAAAAGUGAAAAAUCCCCUCCCCCAAUAAAAAAGUAAAACGUCCGUUUUUUCCUAUUUUACCCCCAAAAAGCGUAAAAAAUUAAUUUUAGACAUAUUUGGUAUCGCCGCGUGCGUAAAUGUCCGAUCUAUUAAAAUAAAAUGUUAAUGAUCCCGUACGGUGAACGGCGUGAACGAAAAAAAAAAGUCCAAAAUUGCUACUUUUUUAAUACAUUUUAUUAAAUAAAAAAUUAUAAAAAAUGUAUUAAAAGUUUUUUAGAUGCAAAUGUGGUAUGAAAAAAAAGUAAAGAUCAUGGCGCAAAAAAUGAGCCCUCAUACCGCCGCUUAUACGGAAAAAUAAAAAAGUUAUAGGUCAUCAAAAUAAAGAGAUUAUAAACGUACUAAUUUGGUUAAAAAGUUUGUGAUUUUUUUUAAGCACAACAAUAAUAUAAAAGUAUGUAAUAAUGGUAUAAUUUUUAGUCGUAUUGACCCUCAGAAUAAAGAACACAUGUCAUUUUUACCGUAAAUUGUACGGCGUGAAAACGAAACCUUCCAAAAUUAGCAAAAUUGCGUUUUUCUUUUUAAUUUCCCCACAAAAAUAGUGUUUUUUGGUUGCACCAUACAUUUUAUGAUAUAGUGAGUGAUGUCAUCACAAAGGACAACUGGUCGCGCAAAAAACAAGCCCUCAUACUAGUCUGUGGAUGAAAAUAUAAAAGAGUUAUGAUUUUUAGAAGACGAGGAGGAAAAAAUGAAAACGUAAAAAUUAACUUGUCUGAGUCCUUAAGGCCAAAAUGGGCUGAGUCCUUAAGGGGUUAAUAGAAGUCAUUUACAAAUCUGUUUAACUUUCUGGAGCCAGUUGAUAUAUAUAAAAAAAAGUUUUUUCCUGGAUAACCCCUUUAAAGCUGUCACGCCCCCUUCCCAUAGACUUGCAUUGAGGGGGAGGGGUGUGACGUCACAAGCUCCCGGCGCUGGCUCCACCAUUCAAAACAGUUUUUUCCAAACGCUGAGCAGAGGAGUACCCCUUUAAGGCUACGUUCACACAUACAGGAUCCUGCGCAGGAUUUGUAACUGCCGAUUAGAAGCUGUGCUCAGUCAUUUAGUUUACAUUGAAAUCUGCAGCCUCAAAUCCUGCACAUUAAAUCUGCAUACAUGUGAACGGAUCCUAAAAGAGUAGUACAUAUAUACACAUACAUCCACAAGUCCUAAAACUACAGGAAUAACGUUUACCACAUAAUGUUCACCAUGGUAUGUAUAUAUAUAUAUAAUAUAUACAGGUGAUAUCGUACACCACACUUGGACUUUUAAAAGCUUAUUACUGUGAACACAUAGCUAAAGGGAUUAUCCAGGAUUAUAUUAAAAACUGCUUCAAAACAGCGCCACACCUGUGCUCUGGUUGUGUUUGGUAUUACAAUUCGACUCCAUUCAGUUUAAUGGAAAUAAGUUGCAAUACCGUACACAAACUGAGGACAAUGGUGGCGCUGUUUGUGGAGGAAGGCAGCCAUGUUUUUACCAAACCUGGAUAACCCAUUGAAGGCUACCACUACAAAGCGACUUUGGUUACUCAACAUAUGUUGCAGCCCAUCAUAGCUCAGUGUUUCCCAACCAGGGGGCCUCCAGCUGUUGCAAAACUACAUCUCCCAGCAUGCCCGGACAGCCAAAGGCUGUCCGGGCAUGCUGGGAGUUGUAGUUUUGCAACAGCUGGAGGCGCCCUGGUGUGGAACACUGCGCCACGAUGUGCUGGGCAAUGUUGUGAGUUUCAGUAUGACCGUAGCCUAAAGGGGUAAUCCCAUGAAAAACCAUUAACACCUAUCCACACAAUAAGAGAUAAACUUGAUCUCUGGGACCCCCAAAAUUACUGGAAUGGUGGUCCUCGGCCCCCUUGUUUACAUUGAGUAUCAUUGUAUUUGUGACAACUCCAUUCAGAGUCUAUGGGGGAGAUUUAUCAAAACCUGUGCAGAGGAAUAGAUGACUAGUUGCCCAUAGCAACCAAUCAGAUGGCUUCUUUCAUUUUUAACAGGGCCUCUGCAAAAUGAAAGAAGCGAUCUGAUUGGUUGCUAUGGGCAACUGGUCAUCUUUUCCUCUGCACAGGUUUUGAUAAAUCUCCCCCAUGGGACUGUGAUAGUCCAGUACAGCGCCCGGCUGUGUCCGGAAGUCCCGUAGACAUUGAUUGGAUCGGUACGGCGCUGGCAUGACCACUUCUCUAUUCAUGCUCCUCCAGAAUGACCCCCCCAUUCUAGUGACCGGUGGAGCCCCCACAGUUAUACAUUUAUCGUCUGUUCUAUGGAUAGGUGAAUAAUGUCUUGUUGGGAGAACCCUUUAAAAUGAAUCUCCAGCGGAGAUCUGCGGUACAGUUGCGAUACGGUUGUGGAGGUAACCGUACAACUUCCAGCGAGUUCCAUGCACGUGCCCUUUUCUGAUGAAUGGGACUCACGGACGGAACUUGCUGAUCGUCAUAUGAUUGCCUCCGCAACUCUACCGCCCAGUGUGAGCGGUAGGAGACCACUUUAAAGAGGUUGUCUAGGAUUUUUUUUUAAAUCAGCUGAUUUCUCCAUAAAAACAGCGCCACCACCUUUCAUCAGGUUGUGUGUGGUAUUGCACCCUAGUUCCAUUAGAGUGAAUGGGGCAAAGUUGUAAUACCACACACAACCUGAGGACAGGUGUGGUGCUGUUUUGGGGGAAAAAAAUAGUUCUGUUUUUCUAAUCCUUUAUAACCCCUUUUAGGAGAGUUUACAUUUGCUUUUUUAUUCACCCAACAAGGUAUUAAAAGUUCUAUGCACAUAGGAAAGAUGUACAGAAGGAACCACUCUUGUAUAGCAGUUAUUGUAGAAAAGGGGUACUCCCUGAAAACAUCUUAUCCCCUAUCCAAAGGAUAGGGGAUAAGAUGUUAGAUCAAGGGGGUCCCGCCGCUGGGGACCCUUGCGAUCUCCGCUGUGGCACCCCUUUCAUCGGUGCACGGAGUGAACUCUGCGCCGUACCCAAUGACUGGGGAGGAGGCGUGACAACUAUGUACUACCCCAGUGUUUCACAACCUUUUUUUUUGCGGGGAACCGCUACGGAACUUGAUGAGCAAAAACAAAAGGGAAACAACUGCAGUGCACAAUAUCUAUUUAUCUGUGGGUGUGUAGAUUACAGUGCUGCUUUAUACAGCAACUCACAAGUGACGUCUUCUAAAAUCGGCAUCGUUCCCUUCUCUUCUCCAUCUGGUCCGCGCCGUCAUGACGAUUUCUUCCAGCCACAAUUCUUCACCGUUGAACCUACAAAACAAACCUAUAGGGCUCCGCACUUUUCUAGUAUCAGCCUCCAGAUUCCCCUUUUACAAGUGAAGAGGAAUAUAGGGGCGUAUAGGUGUAAAGGGGUAACAGGGGUGCAGAAAGGUGUACAUGGGUGACAGGUGUGUAAAUGAGUAUACAUGGGUGACAGAGGGGUGUACAUGGGUGACAGAGGGGUGUAGGGUGUGACAGAGGUGUGUAGAGGGGUGUACAUGGGUUACAGAGGUGUGUAGAGGGGUGUACAUGGGUUACAGUGGGGGUGUAGGGUGUGACAGGUGUGUACAUGGUUAACAGAUGGUUGUAGAAGAGUGUACAUGGGUGACGGAUGGGUGUAGAGGAGUGUACGGGGGUGACAAAGGGGUGUACAUGGGUAACGGGUGUAGAGGGGUGUACAUGGGUGACAGAUGAUUGUAGAAUAGUGUACAUGGAUAACGGGUGUAGAGGGGUGUACAUGGGUAGCAGGGGUGUAGAGGAGUGACAGAUGAUUGUAGAAUAGUGUACAUGGAUAACGGGUGUAGAGGGGUGUACAUGGGUAGCAGGGGUGUAGAGGGGAGACAGAUGAUUGUAGAAGAGUGUACAUGGAUAACGGGUGUAGAGGGGAGACAGAUGAUUGUAGAAAAGUGUACAUGGGUGACGGGGUGAAAGAUGGAUGGACAGGAAUAACUUUUUUCCUUCUGCAGGGGCCGGGAAGCUGGUCUAGGGGGCCGGGAAACUCAUCGGGGGGUGGGGUUGGGGGCGGGAGGCUGUUCCAAGGGGCUGAGAAGCUGGUCCGGGGUCUGAGAAGCUAGUCCAUGGGGCCGGGAAGCUGAUUCGGGGGUCGGGAAGCUGGUCGGGGGGCCAGCGCACCAUCCCUAUUCACAUUUAUCCCAUUCCCGGCCUGCACGCCUGUGAAUCACUCACGGUGCCGUAGGGGGGACACAGCUCAUACACGCAAUGCGCGCACAGGCUUCCCUUCCCCCCCCUGUGCCGCCGUGAUUUGCAGGCCCGGGGGGGGGGGGGGGGAGAUUUUUUUUAAAGAAAUUGCCGGAGCUACCCCGGGUAGGGCCUGACUGUACCCCGGGGAGCCCCAGUUGGGAAUCACUGUACUACUCGUUACUCCCAUACACAUGAAUGAAGGGGGCGUGGCGUGACAUCAGGAACGCGAAAGCAGCGGGACCCCCGCAAUCUAACAUCUUAUCCCCUAACCUUUGGAUAAUGGGAUAAGAAGUUUUCAGUGGAGUACCCCUUUAAGUGUGGAGUAUUACGGCUCACUAAAUGUUGUAUUAGAAGAUGUAUAAUAAAGAUGUAGAAUUUGUAGUAUAGAUCCGGAGGUGUUAAUUUAUUGUUUUACCCAUAGUCCGGCCGCUUUAUGCAGACAGGCGCUGGUGUGUGUAGAGUGUUUUUAUGUACAUGUUGAGAUUUUUUUUUUUUUGUUUUGUUUGUUUUAUAUAUAAAUACGACCGUAUACAGACAAGUGUAAUACUGCUGCAUUUCUCCCUCCAUAUUAAAGCCGCAGGUCUUAGCGUGACCAGGGGGUCUAAGGGAUUGGAGCCAUAAUACAGACACACAAAUGAAGCCGUAUUGCACUCGUCGAAAUCCGGCCUAACUUGCACAUGUCCACUAGAAUCUAUAAUAUUUAAUUUUUAUUUAUUUUUCAUAGUGUUUUAGGAUGAAAGGAGGAGUGUUUAUAGGCAGCGCUGACUUCAUGUUUUAUAGAUGUGAUAUUCUACUUACAUAACUGGACAAUGACCAGGUAUUUAUUCUCCUGUGUGCUGCCCCUUUUAACAGUGUUUCCCAAUCGGGGUGCCUCCAGCUGUUGCAAAACUACAACUCCCAGCAUGCCUGGACAGCCGAAGGCUGUCCAGGCAUGCUGGGAGUUGUAGUUUUGCAACAGCUGGAGGCACCCUGGUAGGAAAACACUGCCUUAUGAACUAGAAAACCUGUAAAAAUCCACAUAGGGAACUGGCAUGUUUCUGUCAAUGUCAUUUGUAAAUGUAGCAUUAUCUGUAUAGAAUAAAGGAUAAUACAACGA
Hyla sarda is the source of this 11164-nucleotide messenger RNA. It is a transcript of the gene FAM234B, whose product is annotated as family with sequence similarity 234 member B. The record is from RefSeq and is a predicted model, not a curated record. NCBI's taxonomy places the organism in Eukaryota, Metazoa, Chordata, Amphibia, Anura, Hylidae. The transcript has 14 exons. The coding region runs from base 93 to 1970 and encodes 625 amino acids.